AGAAGUUUCUCUCCUUAUGGGAACAAGGGUGGAUCAAAGGGUUGUAGGACAGUUAAUAAGAUUUGAUGACAGGAGAAUGUAGCACACCUGUUUAGAUCAGCGUCACUGUAGCUGCAGCUUGCUGUGCACCCUAUGAACAACAGCAAGCUUCUGCUCCUUCUCCUCCACCAUUUGCUUCUGCGUAAACAGCACAUCUCACCUUUCAGCAAUGCGACUCUACAACAGCACACAGGCAUCACAAAAAACAGGUCUUCAAAAUAGAAGAGAGAGACAUCACUGCUGGAUGGUCCCAUCACGCCAGGUGACAGAGAGUCAGCAACAGGAGGGUGGUGACCUCAUCAAACCCAUGAUGCCAAAUCCUGUCCUGGCUUCUCAUCAACACAGAGCCCUUCACCGAGAGCUGCUAUUCUGCUACAGACAAGGUCUACUAACCAGAAAACAGCCGGAGCUGCAGCGUGUGCUGGAACAGAAACAGAGAGAGCAACACAAGCAGAGAGAGCUGGCCCUCUGUCCUCCCUCUGACUUGGAGGUGAAGCUAUGCACGAGACAGCAGAGAAUGCAAGAGUACGAGCUGGAGGAGAAGAAGAGGAGUGAGAGCCGGAAGAAUGAACCAGAGUUUGUUCGUGUGAGAGGAACCCUGAAACGUAGCCAAACGUUUUCCUUGUGACGACCAGAGUGUAGACAAACAAACAGUUAGCAGAC
Messenger RNA from Dicentrarchus labrax (European seabass), 702 nucleotides. RefSeq names its product protein FAM107B-like. Bases 209 to 667 code for a protein of 152 amino acids. The transcript has 5 exons. Lineage: Eukaryota; Metazoa; Chordata; Actinopteri; Moronidae. The record is from RefSeq and is a predicted model, not a curated record.